AUGGCCCAGAAACUGCUCAGCAACGCGGCCGCAGAGCGCAUGAACUUUGUGGCCCAGGACGAGAUCUGGAAAUACCGUCUGAAGACCGAAUCGGAAGCCCGGCAGAACUGGCCAGCAAAAUGGGGGUAUUUGACAACCUCCAUGAAAGAGCUGCUUGAGGGUGAAGAAGAACCAGAAGCCCCAAAGCCCAAGGUUGAGCUUCCCAGCCACUUCCGAGUCCGUCCAGUGAGCCCCAUGGAUAAAUACAUUAAGAUUCUCCCAUCGCCCCCAGUCCCAAAAACCACCCAGGGCUUCAUCGGAUGGCGAUCUGGGAUGCCAGCCCUGUACUGCUUGGAGCAGUACUCAGACAUCCGCAGCUGCAAAGGGGCUUACGCCCGAGAACUGUGCUGGCCCAAGCAAGGCGUGCACUGA
Molecule: messenger RNA, 411 nt
Organism: Grammomys surdaster
Lineage: Eukaryota; Metazoa; Chordata; Mammalia; Rodentia; Muridae
Gene: Cimip1
Product: chromosome unknown C20orf85 homolog
Exons: 4
Coding region: 1-411 (136 amino acids)
Source: RefSeq, a predicted model, not a curated record